ACCCGCCCGCGCCUCUCGACCACAUGCUGACGUCGGGGCCGGCCGCGGUCCCCGCGGCGUGGCACCCGCGGCGGCCGGCGAAGCCGCGCCCGGGCGCCGUCGUGUACAGCCGGUGGAUCCCCCACCUGCGCGAGACGUUCAGCAUGGUGGCUCUGGACUGGGAGGACCCCGAACACCUGCGCCUGUUCCACACCUGGCAGAACGACCCGCGCGUCUCCCAGGGCUGGAACGAGACCGGCUCCGUCGAGCAGCACCGCGAGUACCUCCGCCGCGCCCACGUCGACCCCCACCAGAUCACCAUCCUCGCCCGCUUCGACGACACGUACUUUGCCUACUUCGAGGUCUACUGGGCCAAGGAAGACCGACUGGGCGCGUACUACAGCGCAGACGACUACGACCGGGGGCGGCACUCUCUGGUCGGAGACGUGCGGUACCGGGGACCGCACCGGGUGACGGCGUGGUGGUCGAGCCUGAUGCAUUACCUGUUCCUGGACGACCCGCGGACGCAGUACGUCGUGGGCGAGCCCAAGUAUACCAACAGCUCGGUGCUAGCGUACGACUUCAUCCACGGCUUCGGCCUCGACAAAUUCGUCGACCUGCCGCACAAGCGCUCCGCCUUCGUCCGCUGCUCGCGCGAGCGCUUCUUCCAGCUUGCGCCUCUCGCCGAGAGCGAGAAGGUUGUCGGUGGCACGCUCGUCGGCUUGGUGCCGAAGCUGUGAGCCGUACGCAUCAAGUGCUUGGAGCGGCAGCGGUGAACGCUGAAGAUGAUCCGCGACGACUAGGACUUCUAAGGGCGGGAGGUUAUUCCCAGAUAGGCAGCUCGUGGAAAGCCAUUCGGGUUGGUUGGCUGAUUUGUUGGCUGGCUGACGGUGCCGACGAGUGGCGCGGGGGCGGUCUCUGGAUAUCGUACUAGCUGUCUAGGACCCCUUUUCCCCCUCUUGUUGAGUAGGCAAAAUCUCACGCCACCUGUGGGAGGCCUUGGGGGGAUUUUGGACAGUUGGGGAACAAGACGCGCAAUUUAUCAUGCUUCUUAAAGGUUCAACGUCCGGGUACUGACCGGAAUCUAAAUCAAAAUAAAACGACU
Messenger RNA from Durotheca rogersii, 1084 nucleotides. RefSeq names its product acyl-CoA N-acyltransferase. NCBI's taxonomy places the organism in Eukaryota, Fungi, Ascomycota, Sordariomycetes, Xylariales, Xylariaceae. The coding region runs from base 24 to 719 and encodes 231 amino acids. The record is from RefSeq and is a predicted model, not a curated record. Gene Ontology annotation, biological process: siderophore biosynthetic process. The transcript is spliced from 2 exons.